GUCAAUUGUUGAAGUUUGUGGAAUUGUGGGAUCGCUAAAGCUUUCUUUGUGAUAGUGUAAUUAAUAGUCUACAUUCAUAUAGAAAUGCAAGAAAAUUCUUAUUAGGAAAACUAAUUCUUAUCUGUUUAAAUGGUAGGUCAAUAAUGUUUAGAUAAUAGUAUUUAUGGUGCUCGUAAUUUGAAAAAAAUAGUUUGGGGUAGGCGGAAAAAUGAAUGCAGGCAAAUUCACGAGCACCGACAGCGACUCAAAUUAUAAUUUAACUUCAAGCCACUCUAAGGGCGAGUUCGUCAGUCAUUGAGACAAAAUUUUAACUCAGAAGUCGAAAAGUGUCAUGAUAUAAAUAUAGACUGUAAUGCAGGGAAUGUUGUCUUUGGACAUUAAUAAGCUCUGUUGUUUGGCAUAUACUGGACCUGUAAAGUAUAGUGUAGAUACUUUGGUCAAAAAUUUAAACAUUUUGUAAAAAUAAACCAAUGGCAUAGUUGAAUAGAGCUAAAUUUUUACAGAAUUAUAACACCAAAAUUAUAUUUUUAGCUGUUGUAGUUUUAAAGUUAUGAAUUUUUAAAGUACGACUUGGUUUGUCCUUUUUUAACAUGGACUGCAUCUCCACAUUCUGUGACCUCAUUCCGCUCAUCGCGUCAUGCGCAAUGACUAUAUAGUUUAUAUAAGGCUAAGGCAUUCCCUUAUCACUAAAAUACUGUUUAGGGUCGACUUAUUUUAAACUUUCAACUUUGGCACAUGAAUAAUUAAUUAAAGCUUUCCCUGACCAAUGGUUUAAUAGUUUUUGCACACGGCAAACUCUUAUGAAUGAAACUCUGAGAUAGUACUACGAUAUAGCCGUUAUGCAAGUGGCUGUGAAUGGUUGCCAAUGACAACGUGUUGCACACGGAAAAUUCUGAUCAUUUAUAAUAUGGAUUCUACCGGGUUUUUAAAGCUCAAAUUAAAACAUUCCAGUUUAAAUGUCUUCAAAAUGCAUUCUGAAACACAAGUUAUCAAAUAUUUUGAUGUAUAUAGUGGUAAUAAUUAAAUAUUUCUUAAGUAUUGGCAACUUCCGCCAUGUCAAAAUAAGGCUGAGCCCCCUUAUGGUGAUAUGGGUCACUGGGAGAAGCAUAGCGAACGUGGGACACUACCUACAUCAAUGAGAAUUGGCACAGAUAUAUAUCAAUAUCUAAUGCCUUACACGAUUUAAUAUGAAAGACAUGUUCCUUUUAUUUCACAAAAAAUUUUGUAUUCGAAGAUGCCUUAUAUAUAACUAAGAUUUUCAAAAUGAAGUUCGAUUGAAAAAAGCAAAAUAGUUGGAUGGAAAUGUAGGCCAAGAUGUCUUCCAAAUUAUAAGGCCUGAAACGGAACUCAAAUAUAUGUCCAAAGAACUAAUUUAAUAAUAAAUAGACACACUCAUCGGAAAAUUAAAAACUCGUAUUUUUCGGCGCCGACGCUUAUUUCCGAUACAAAAAAAGUAGUAGUCUCCCUUGUUUUAUCGAAGUAUCUAUAUAGUGGUAGUCUUUAGGCUUUACUUUAGGGUUUUAAUUAUACCUCCAAGUCCCAGCAUCAACUAUCCAAAAAUAACUUUAAUUAUAAAUAAGGCAAGGCAUAUAGGCCAUAUAGUAUAUAAUAUGUAAGAUAUUUUGAUAUCUUUCUUAUAAAUAUAUACUUAUUUCGUUAAUACUUGUGUACUAUUAGUAUUAGGGAAUAAGAUUAACAUAAUUUACAUAUUAUUGCUCUAUAUUCUAUAUGUGGACAUUUCAUUUUGGCCGGCACUGCGUACACUGCGGCGGUGUACCUAGCGAAACUAUUGACUUUGGCCUGCUUACACCGCGGCGGUGUACCUAGCUAAAUCAUGGUCUGUGGCUUGCAUACACCGCAGCGAUUUAAAGUAGCAAAAUUAUGGUCUUUGCGAGUCUUUAAAUUUUUUGGCCUAACCCGUACGUAUAGAUUUAAUGUUAUACUCGUGUUAAAACUGAAAACUAUUUAUUUAAAAUUCGUUUAUUACCUUGGAAGAUAUUGAGUAAGUUCCACGCUUAUGUGGCAAAGUACAUGUAAAGCAUUUCUUCUUAUUUUUUUGGAAGGGAGGGGGCUGCAGUGGCAUAGCGAGGGUGUUUGGCGCCCGAGGACAAGAUCCAUUUUUAGCGCCCUUUUUCUUUUUUUCAACUCUCAAACCCAUUAUUUUCAUCAAUAAAAUAAUAUCAAAGCACAUUUUGGCGCCCCUAAAUAGCUGGCGCCCGGGGAAUCUGUCCCCCCCCUGCCCCCACCACGCUACGCCUCUGGGGGGGCUGAGGGUGUAAUGUUAAACCAUGAUUCAUUUUUAAAGUUAACCACUUUAUUCCCCCUUCCCCCAAUAUAUUGAAAUACAAAUAUCUUUAUAAAUUGUUGUAAGUUUUAUCAUAUGAUUGUGGAUCUUAAUAGGCAUAAAAAAGGUAGCUAAUUUUAAAUUAUUCUCUCAUGCCCACCCCCUCCCCCCACCCAGUUGUUGUUGCUGUUGGUUUUUUUUUGGGGGGGGGCAUUAUAAAUAUAACAUUGUAUGUGAUCCCUCGGGGCGUGGUGUAAAAAUGAAUGGGAAGCCAGUGAAUCUAUUUUGUUAGCACCAAGAUAUAAUUAGGCCACAAUGACACUACGGGAAGAGAAUCACAUACUCAUACAUUGAUCAUGAAGUCAUGAAGUUAAAGUUGUCUGAGGCAUUGUCAUUGUGAUACCAAGCGUGUGUCAACACAAAACAACAGUAUGAUGAUCAAUACGAAACACUGCAGUGAUUGUUAAAAGUCUUUUAACAAUAAUUAAAUAUCAUUGAUUUAGUUUUACAUUGGCAUUACACAUUAGUAAAAAAUGCCGGCGGAGGGGGGGGGAUGCAAAAGGUAAGUUUGUUGUGCGGACGUCCUUUGUGGUCAACCCCUAUCCAGAGCCGUGAUUUGUGUAGCCCCCUUUUUGAUUAAGCCUCUGCCCAUAACUCACCACCACCCCCACCCCCUGCAAGGAUCGAUUUCUUAACAAAAAUAAACAACAAAUACAAAAACUUUGACAUCGCGAAAAUCCUGUCCCAAGCCCAUUGUGCAAUGGUUUCUGUGAGAAAAUGUCGUGUUUUACCCUGAGAAUAGCACAUGUCAUGCCAUUCUGGAAACAAAUUCCGUCAUGAAAAGGUUAAACGCAGACCUAUGGCUUUGCUAUACAGUUUGCUACCGCUAAAAUCGGGGUGUUUUCAAUAGAUAUGCUGUGAGACUGAGUGUUGUGAAUGAACCUUUGAUAUCGUAUGUACAUUUUGCCAAUGCAUAAGGCAUAGUGACAGCAAGAUGGUUCAAGGUUGAAAUACGACCAUGCACAUUAAUCUCAAACUAUAUUACCGCCAAGCGUCCACUCUACCACUUGACCACACAAGAUCUUUUCUACAAGAUCUUUUCUAAUUUUUUCCUCGGUGUACCCAGGCCUAAGCCCACGAUUUCACUAGGUACACCGCCGGGAUUUACGCAGGCCAAAGCCGAUGGUUUCGCUAGGUACACCGCCACGGUGUACGCAUCCACUUCGUUUCAUUUUAUGCUUUAAAAAAAAAGGAAUGCUGAAUCAUUGAAUGUUGUCUACACGUCCAGCAACUGGACAAAUAGUGUGGGAGAUAUUGUUCCGGCGGGCAUGUCACGUGACCGCUGGACCACUAGUAUAUCUUAUUAUUCCGGCAGAUAUUUCAUGUGACGAGGUCACCGGCAAAAUAAAAAAAAAUAAAAAAGUCUGUUAUCUUGGUUUAAAUAUCUUAAAAAACUCUACCUAGUAGCCUAAAUUUAAAAUAUAAAUCAUAUAAACUAAACAAAAUAAGACCAAUACUUGCCAGUUGACUGUCAAUAGAUCUAUACUACUGUCAAAAAAGUUUUAUUUUAGGCUAUUAAUAUUGCAUGUGAAGUAGGCUACCCCAACAGCACACUACAUUGGCCCUAUAUUAAGAUACAGGGUCGAUUUCUUUUUGAACUUUUGACCUCCCCGCCUUAAUUAUUUAUCACCCUUACUAUAAUUUUUAUCCUUUCUCUCUCGCUCUCACUAUUUCUUCCUUCUAACUUCUAUAGUAUGCAUGGCGUGCCCCCCACCCCCAUAUUAUUUUUUGAAAUGAAGUGUAUACACUAUUAGUGGUCUGAUGGACAGAAAUCUCGCUCAACUUUGUUACGGCGGUCAUGUAACCUGGUUGCUGGACGCAUAUCUCAAGAAUUAUUCGUCCGGUCGCCGGACAUGUAGACACUUAAAAAAUAAAUAAUAUUAGGGGUUCUUGUCAUUAUAAGUGGAUCAUGCUAUAUGAAUAUGCAUGAGAUACAGUAAUCACUAACCUUGUCCCUUUUUACUCAACUCUAAUCAAAGUCAACUUAGGCUCAUCGACGUAGGGAAGGUGGUUUGUUGAAUUAGAACUGACCAAUUAUACUCCCUAUUUGCUUACUAUGAGAUAACCCACCACUGCCAAGGGGCUAUCUAUAAAUAACAUUAAAUUAUUACCACCCCCUCCCCCCAAUGAAGUGUUUUAUAGUAAUUCCAUCAAGUUGAAAGGGAGCUUUUAGUUAUUUUAAACUCUGAAUAAUGAUCACUUGAAGUUCAGACACCUGUCACUGAUGUUUAAUUUACUGUGUCAAAGUAAGGUAUGUAAGUGUGUGUAGGAAUUUGUUCAUGUUUUUUUUUUCAAAGUAUCGAACUGCCCCCACCAGUGUCUAAAGGGAUUUUGAAAAAAAAAAGUUUGAUUCCCCUGUGUUAGUGAUAUGGGUUUAGCCAAGAGCCCUAAAUGCAGUGAUGUUACUUUGGGGAAUCCGAACACUUGACUUAGGGUGAUGAAACCAACAGUGUGGACCUGCAUGAUGCCAGGAUAUAUUCUCUGAGAAGAGUGUUAUAUCCAUAUCUAUAGGAUUUUGUAAAAGUUAUAAGAUAUGUGAUUUUAAAGGGUAAAAAUAUUUUUUAAAUCUUGUGUGGUUUGUGAUCUAGUUGUUGUUGAAGUUGGGCUAGUAAUUGUUUUGAUGAGAAUAUGAGAAAUUUUAGGAGCCAUGCCACAAUCUUGUUGUAUCCAUUUUAAGUCUUAGCAAUGUUCCAAUCAAACUAUUUAUUCCCUAAAUUUUCCCAUUUGGUAAUUGACCUAGGUUUUUUGUACUGUUCAUUAGCUUAGAAUAUGCAUGUGUAUGUCUAAACUUCAAUUUUUAAUAUUUCAGCUCCAGCCACAUGUCUCAAUGGAUAUAACCCAUUAACUACCACAAUUAUUUUAGACGGAGGUUUAGUUUGGAAAAGAAUUCAAUGGCUCUUCCUAAUUUAAGAGGGGGCACCGUCGUUGCCUCCCCUAUACCAUCAUGUAAGUUCAAUACUCUGUAUUUGUAUUAUACAAUGUUUAGAGUACAUUAUAUUUAAGCAUGCAAGACUCACUAAUUUUUUUUUAUUGCUGCUACUGUGUUGUAUGUUCCCUCAAUUUAAGUAGAUUAUAAUUUAUAGCUAGAUUGUCCAUAACUCUUCUUUAAAAUGUGUUCAUUUUUCUUAAUUUUUUACUGUUUUAUUGCUAAUCCAUACUAGUAAAGUCAAAGCUUAUGCCUGGAACACCAGGGACUGCUGAGAAGGUAUGUUUAUUUUUUAAUGUUGCUCAUUUCAUAUGAAGCAUUAAUAUGCUGAAUACUAUAAUUAUUUUAUAUGCUAGGGUUCUUAUAAGUUUUAACUAACCAAGCUUUUUAUAUGCCAGAAAGGAUAAUUUUUGUUCUAUCUAUUCAUCAGGAUAAAAGUGGAUCAAGUCCAUUUUUGCCAUCAUCUCAUGGUCAUCCUAGUUUUAAUCCCACAAAAACAAAAGGAGCAGCUUCG
This is a messenger RNA of Lymnaea stagnalis (great pond snail), 5784 nucleotides long. NCBI's taxonomy places the organism in Eukaryota, Metazoa, Mollusca, Gastropoda, Lymnaeidae. The record is from the annotation of a GenBank genome assembly.